This is a messenger RNA of Diospyros lotus (date-plum), 831 nucleotides long. RefSeq lists its product as uncharacterized. The record is from RefSeq and is a predicted model, not a curated record. Lineage: Eukaryota; Viridiplantae; Streptophyta; Magnoliopsida; Ericales; Ebenaceae. The transcript is spliced from 2 exons. Bases 1 to 831 code for a protein of 276 amino acids.
AUGGAUCCAUGUAAACAUAUCCUGCCUCUUCGCCACGACAAGAAAAAUAACAAUAUGCUGCACUUGGCGGGGAGACUGGCACCUCCAAGCAAACUAAAUCUUAUUCCUGGUGCAGCACUUCAAAUGCAACAUGAGUUGCAAUGGUUUAAGGAAGUCGAGAAAUUUGUGAUACCCAAAAAUAAAUUGGAGGAAAACAACGAUGGAGAAAUUCCUGCAAUGCUAUUUAAUAAAGAACACAAAGCCCUAGUAAGUGGAGGAGAGAAAUGGAUGAAAGCUACAGCAAAUUCAUGCACAAUUGUGGCAUCCCUGAUUUCCACCAUAGCGUUUGCAGCUGCAAUCACUGGUCCCGGCGGCAAUGAGGACAGUACUGGCCUCUCGAUUUUCAUUAAAAAAACUGCAUUCAUCAUCUUUACCAUUUCAAAUGCAUUGUCUUUAUUCACAUCUGCCACUUCUCUAUUGAUGUUCUUGUCCAUCCUGACUUCACGCUAUGAAGAAAAUGAUUUUCUUUAUGUUCUUCCCAAGAGGCUAAUAAUUGGUCUCGUCACCUUGUUUCUCUCCAUAACAACCAUGAUGGUAGCCUACACUGCUACCCUCCAUCUUGGGGCAAACAAAUGCAAGGAAUGGAUACUAAUUCCUACAGUAGCAGUAGCUAGUGUUCCAAUUUAUAUUUUCACGUCCUUGCAGUUUCCCCUCCUCUUGGAUCUAAUCUGUUCAACAUACGGUACCAUUUUUGGCAAGAAAAAUGGUCGCCCCAUUUUCCUAGCCCUAACAAAAGAUAGUCUAGGCUUUAAAUCCUCCAUCCCCAAUUAUUGGGCCGAGCUCAUUGAUUAG